GUAAAAAGUAAUUAGUGAUUAAAGUAUUUGAAAGAAAAGUCCAAGUAACUUUCUCACUCAUCACUCCCCUAUAAAUUUUCACCCUCCUCAAAAAAUAAAUCUACCACCACCACCAAAUUUCCUCAUGGCUCCGCCGGAGAACAAACCAACGCCGCCCCGCCACGUGGUGGCUAUGCCGUACCCCGGCCGCGGCCACAUCAACCCCAUGCUCAACCUCUGCAAAGCUGUGGCCGAAAGAAGCGGCGGCAGCAUACACAUCACCAUCGUCCUCACGGAGGAAUGGGUCGGACUCAUCGGCGGCAUGACCAAGCCGCCGAACAUCAGCUUCGCCGCCAUACCCAACGUCGUCCCGUCGGAGAGCGUCCGCGCCGACGAUGUGAACGGCUUCGCCAUGGCCGUUCAGAGCAAGAUGGGGGAGCCGUUCGAGCGGCUUCUGGACGAGCUGCAUUCCCCGCCGCCGGAUUUCAUCGUGGCCGACGCCUUCUUGCCCUGGGCCGGCGAGGCGGCCGGGAGGAGGAAUAUUCCGGUGGCUUACUUGUGGACCAUGUCGGCUGCGGUGUACACGAUGCUUAUCCAUUCCCAACUUCUAGCUCAAAACGGCCACUUCCCCGUUGAUUUGUCAGUUAAUGGUGAUGGUAUAGUAGACUACCUACCAGGCCUCUCUCCAAUUCGUGCAGCAGAUCUGCCAUUAGUCUUGAGAGACAAAGAAAUCAUCACAAUGCUUGACAAAGCUCUCCCCCACCACACCGAAUAUUCGAAACAUCUCGUCUUCAGUUCCAUCCACCACCUCGAAUCCAAAGUCUUCGAAGCUCUCAAUCAAGAAUCUCCAUUCUCGAUCUUCAACAUCGGCCCCACAACCUCGUAUCAGACACUCAAGAACAUCCUCAACAACAAUAACCAAACUCCCGACGACGAGACAAACAAUGUUAACAGCUACCUUGAAUGGUUAAACGACCAGCCACCAAGAUCGGUUCUUUACGUCUCGUUAGGCAGCUUCUUGACCGUUUCGAGUGCCCAAUUGGACGAAAUCGCUAGCGGCCUCUGCGGUAGCGGUGUUAGGUUCUUGUGGGUGGCUCGCCGGGAAACACAGCGGCUGCAGAAGAUUUGUGGCGGUGGAGGGGGGAAGGGGGUGGUGGUGGAGUGGUGUGAUCAGCUGAGGGUUCUCAGCCACCCUGCUGUUGGCGGUUUCUGGUCGCAUUGUGGGUGGAGUUCGACGAAGGAGGCAGUGAUGGCGGGGGUGGCGGUGUUGGCUUCUCCGAUCAUUAUGGAUCAAUUGCCUAAUGCCAAGGCUGUUGUUGAGGAUUGGAAGAUUGGGUGGAGGGUUAUCGAGAGGGAGUUCGACGAAGAGAAUUUGGUUAAGCGAGACGAAAUUUCUGAACUCGUGCAGAGGUUUAUGGACUUAGAUUGUCCUGAAAGAGCAGAGCUUACUAAAAAUGUCGAAAAUUUGAAGAAGGCUUGUGAAAGUGAAUUCGAGAGUGGGGGUUCUUUCGAGACCAAUCUUGAUGGAUUUGUUGAAUUGAUCCUGUCUUGAAGCAGUUUGAAAUGGUGUCCUAAUUUAUUAUGUUCUUGUUUGUGA
Erythranthe guttata (spotted monkey flower) is the source of this 1576-nucleotide messenger RNA. Its product is annotated as UDP-glycosyltransferase 87A2. The record is from RefSeq and is a predicted model, not a curated record. Gene Ontology annotation, molecular function: quercetin 7-O-glucosyltransferase activity; quercetin 3-O-glucosyltransferase activity. Lineage: Eukaryota; Viridiplantae; Streptophyta; Magnoliopsida; Lamiales; Phrymaceae.